Messenger RNA from Octopus sinensis (East Asian common octopus), 2038 nucleotides. Its product is annotated as H(+)/Cl(-) exchange transporter 7-like. The record is from RefSeq and is a predicted model, not a curated record. Gene Ontology annotation, molecular function: voltage-gated chloride channel activity. NCBI's taxonomy places the organism in Eukaryota, Metazoa, Mollusca, Cephalopoda, Octopoda, Octopodidae. Gene Ontology annotation, cellular component: lysosomal membrane; intracellular membrane-bounded organelle. Gene Ontology annotation, biological process: chloride transport; transmembrane transport.
CAAAAUGGCACACAUAAUUGACCAUGGGGGAGACAUCCUGUGCGACAACAACCAGCACUCAAUGGAGUACGAACAGGUCUCCGAACUCCACAAAACCCCCAUAUCCGCGAGAUUCGAAGUACAAGCACACACAACCACUUAGUGCCUUGACUACGAGGAGUGCGAGAACUUGGUGUACCGGCGGGAAAUGUCAGCAAUGAGUGCUCAGGUGUGUUGUACGAAUGACUCCCAGCGCUACUGGAAGAUGAACAUAAUGCGAUGGGGGAUAAGUCUGCUGAUCGGGAUGUGCACGGGCGUGGUGGCCUUCGUCAUCGACUAUUUCAUCAGCCUCAUGUCCAACUACAAGUUCAGUCUCCUCAUUAAUCGUCCUCCCCUCCUCACAUUCUCAGAAAUGAACGAGGCCUUCCGAACGGGCACGUUUGCCAUCCCCUACUUCACGUGGAUAUUCUUCUCCCUCUUCCUCGUGUCCAUCCCCGCACUCCUGGCCGUCUGGGCGGUUGGUGUGAGUGUUCUACCCCAGCCGGCCUCCACCGGGAGUGGCAUCCCCCAAAUCAAGUGUUUCCUCAACGGAAUCAAGAUCCCCCAGGUCGUCCGAAUCAAGACUUUCAUCGCCAAGUUUGUGGGAGUCAUUUUCUCCGUCUGUGCUGGUCUCCCAAUCGGGAAGGUAGGCGUGUCCCCUCACUGUGAAGGGCCCAUGAUCCACUCGGGGGCCAUCAUUUCCGGUCUUUCCCAAGGCAGGAGUUCCUCCCUCAACCUUGACUUGAAGUUCAGACUGACGACCGAACAGCGGGACUUUGUGUCCAUUGGAGCAGCCGCAGGGGCCUCCGCUGCCUUCGGAGCUCCCAUUGGGGGACUCAUGUUCAGUCUGGAGGAAGGCUCCAGUUUUUGGAACCUGUCUCUGAUUUGGCGGACCUUUUUCGCGGCAGUAAUGUCGACGUUUACUCUGAAUAUUCUGCGGAACAUAGUCGACCCCCGCUACGGGUUCUCGUCAGUGGGACUGAUCGACUUUGGGACAUUCGAUGUAGAGUAUAGGGUGACUGGCAGGUGGUGGAGUACGGCAUUCUGGAGAUAUUCAUGUUCGCCAUUGUGGGCAUCAUACUCGGGGCAUUGUUUGUCCAAAUCAACUACUGGCUUACUGUUUUCCGAUUCAAGUGAUUUCUACUAUAAUUCCAGACAUUUCCGAUACUCGGCACUCAAAGUCCUGGAAGUCCUGCUUGUGGUGGGAGUCCUCUCUAUCCUGUCCUUCCUGUGUGUUGCCACCUUUGAUGAGUGCUACAUUGGCAAUCCGGACACCAAAUUCGACUCCCUGGCCACGUGUUCAGGUGGGGAAAACAGUGUGGCCGCGGACUAUAUUUUCACUACUCCUGCCAACCUCGUCAAAAAGCUGUUUCACAACCCCGAUGGUGUGCCUUUCCUUUAUAUCAGACUACUACUCGAUCGGAUUCUCAUCAAAGUGUGCAUUCCCUACUUCCUGGCAUCCUGCUGGACAUAUGGCAUCAACGUGCCCAGUGGACUGUUCCUCCCUUCCAUGGUCAUUGGGGGGACCUGGGGACGCCUAUUCGCACAGAUAUUCAACGCCUUGUUCGCACUGGUGGGGGCAGCCGCUCAGUUGGGAGGGAAUCUGCGGAUUGUGAUCACACUGGCGGUCAUCAUCAUCGAGGCCACUGCCACGGCCUCACUUGCAUUGCCUGUCAUCAUCGCCCUAAUCAUGUCCAAGUGUGUGGGGGAUUACUUCAAUGAGGUAAUAUCCACGUCAUUCCAGGGCAUUUUCGACAUGCAUAUUCACGUCAUGGAGAUUCCACUCUUGGACUGGGAGCCGCCUGCCUUGACAGCCCACAUUGAUGCCUCGAAGGUGAUGGCUCACCCAGUCAAGACCAUUCGUGCCGUCACCCCAGUCUGGCAAGUUUGCGACCUCCUCAAGCAGAGUUGCCACCAUGGCUUCCCAGUAGUCAAGACUCACGACUCCUCUGUCUUGGUAAGAUUCGAACUAAAAAUUAUAAAUGAGUGUGGUAUGGAUGUUAAGGCCGAUCUGACUUAA